Molecule: messenger RNA, 3067 nt
Organism: Betta splendens (Siamese fighting fish)
Lineage: Eukaryota; Metazoa; Chordata; Actinopteri; Anabantiformes; Osphronemidae
Gene: flvcr2a
Product: FLVCR heme transporter 2a
Exons: 10
Coding region: 422-1888 (488 amino acids)
Biological process (GO): heme export; transmembrane transport
Cellular component (GO): membrane
Molecular function (GO): heme binding; heme transmembrane transporter activity
Source: RefSeq, a predicted model, not a curated record
CAGCGGUCUUAUUAAUAACUCUGCAUUUCAAAGUGAGUACAGGCAUCAGAGGAUCCAUGCGCUCAUUCUUCCCUCUGCAGAGAUUUAACUAGUGACGGGGAAAAAGUCAACCCUAACAUCAAUGAAAACAGUUGUUUGCGCUGCGGCUCCCAGAUAACAGGUCCGGUCCGCUCCUUAUCUCGGCAGCGAGGUGGAGUAAGAGUCCGGUCAGCUGGGGGGCAGCGUCUAAUAAAAGGAGACCUCGCGCGCAGCUCAAGUGCUGAGUGAACUUGUGGAGCGCGAGUUCCUGCGAAUUAACGCCGCCUUCGAUGAGUCGCGGGUCGAACGGGAGACUCGAGUCUGAGUGGAGGAUUUUGCAGCAGAAGUGACUUUAACGAGCCUCUGUUUGAGUCGGUCACCUCCAGACUCGCCUUCAUUGGAGAUGGGAGACAACAGUGCGGUCUCUCCGGACGCGCGGCGCGCGGGUCCCGACGUGGGAGCGAGGCGUCCGGACGCCGCGGAGCAGCUGGAGUGCGGCCGCGUCCCGAGCGGCGCCACGCGCCUGUACAGCCGGCGCUGGGUGGUCGUGUUCCUGUUCAGCGCCUACUCCCUGAGCAACGCGUACCAGUGGAUCCAGUACGGCAUCAUCAGCAACAUCAUCACCAGGUUCUACAGCGUGGACGCCUUCGCCGUGGACUGGCUGUCCAUGGUCUUCAUGCUCACCUACAUCCCCUUCAUCUUCCCCGUCACCUGGCUGCUGGACAAGAAGGGGCUCCGGCUCACGGCACUGGUGGCCAACGGGCUCAACUGCGCCGGGACGUGGGUGAAGGUGGCCAGUGCCAAACCCGACCUGUUCGCGGUGACCAUGGUCGGGCAGUUCGCCAGCUCCCUGGCCCAGGUCUUCAUCCUCGGGAUGCCGUCCCGCCUGGCCUCGGUCUGGUUCGGCGCGGAUGAGGUCUCCACCGCCUGCUCCAUUGGGGUCUUUGGAAAUCAGAUGGGCAUCGCCAUCGGGUUCCUGCUUCCACCCAUCCUGGUUCCCAACGUGGACGAUAUCGAGGAGCUGGCCUACUAUAUCAGACUCAUGUUCUACAUCAGCGCUGGAGCGGCCACCGUCAUCUUCAUCCUCGUCAUCAUCGUGUUCCAGGAGAAGCCGGAGCUGCCUCCCACCCAGGCGCAGGCACAGGCCCGGGACAUUCCCCCGGAGAACUACUCCUACACGGCGUCCGUCCUGCGGCUGCUGCGCAACAGGCCCUUCAUGCUGCUGGUGGUCAGCUACGGGCUGAACGUCGGCUGCUUCUACGCCGUGUCCACGCUGUUGAACCGGAUGAUCAUUGAACACUACCCUGGCGAGGAGCUGAACGCCGGCAGGAUCGGUCUCACCAUCGUCAUCGCUGGCAUGGUGGGCUCCCUGAUAUGUGGCAUCUGGUUGGACAGAACCAAAACCUACAAACAGACCACCCUGGUCGUGUACCUGCUCUCUCUGGUCGGGAUGCUGGUCUACGCCUUCACCCUCAGUCUGGGUCACCUGUGGGUGGUGUUUGUCACGGCUGGAGUCUUGGGUUUCUUCAUGACCGGAUAUUUACCUCUGGGCUUCGAGUUCGCGGUGGAGCUCACGUUUCCCGAAUCAGAGGGGACGUCAUCUGGACUUCUCAACUGUUCAGCACAGAUCUUUGGAAUCAUCUUCACCAUCGGCCAAGGGAAGAUCAUCGACGCGUGGGGAACUUUAGCGGGAAACAUCUUCCUGUGUGUGUUUCUCCUCGUAGGAGCAGUCAUGACAGGGUUCAUCAAGUCGGACCUGCGGCGGCAGAAGGCCAACCUGCAGUCUGAGGCGCAGACAGAGAGGAAAGAAGCAGCUGAUCUGAAAGAUGGGGUCUCACCACCUGAAAUCUUCAAAGAGAGAAAGUUAUAAGCGCAGAAACCGUUGUGUCACACACUUUAAACACAUAAUGACAAACACUGACUCUUGGACAAACCUUAAGAAUCCACACAUGGCCUCAGGCAGAACAAGCCGCUGUGAAGGGCGAACACACGGAGGCUGAAUCCUACGGAGCAGCCAUCUGUGAGUCAUCUAGGACGCGAGUAAGAACCCGCCGACCGGCUGCAGGGCACGAUGCGCUGAGCCGACACCAUACGCUGACCUGAGCACCAGAGGCACCCUGGCAUCCCAAGUGCAACUUAGAGCAACGCCAUACGAGGCAAAAGUGGCCCACGCAGCCAGGGGAGGCACUGGUCAUUUUAAAAGAAUAUUAUUUGUAAAUUUGAUCUCUUGUCGAUUUAUUCAAAAUAGAAGAAUAAUGAUUCAAGCAACCAAAAAGCAAUAAUGAGAAUUCAGCACGACAAAGUAUCUCUAGCCUCCCUGUGAUUGAUGUACUGUUGUGUUUGAAUAUUGUGUACAGAACUACGUCAACACUUUGUUGAAAGUUUUCUUUAUGUUUUCAAUUGUUCAUUAUGUUGCAAGUAACAUGACGACUAAGGACAGUAAAGCGUUUUCUUGUCAGGUUCUCAUCACCACAUGAAGUAAGUCUCAGAGGCCUGCUAAUGUGACUGUGAUUGAUGCUGUGCGUCUGGGUUUACUUAGGAAGGUCAGUGUUGUCCUGGUUUUUACUGUAACUCAUCGCUACGUCGUGCUCAACAUAUAAGAGCAUCUGGAACAUUAGGAACAUCAGCACAAACAUGAAGGAAGAAUGAAACGUAAUGUUUUUACUGUCCUCCUGGUUUUGCACAAAAUUAUCUAUAUUAUAUUUUUGUGUAUAAAAGUGUUAUAGAGAAGAAGUAUUAAUGUUUAUGCUGUGUAAUGAGUAGUUGUAUUAUUAUUGUUUUUAUUGUUUCUAACUGUCUGGUAAUCUGCCUUUGUAUGACUGAUGCGAGGUCUUUACAGGAACAUUUUACCACGCUGUGAAACAGUUCCUACACGUUGAGAAUUUGCUGUGGGCAGUAAAUCCAAUGCAUUGAUUUUAAAUGGAACUGUUUGGAGUGACACACACACAUACACACGCACACACGCGCACGCACGUUUUUUUUUACAGAGGAGUGUUCUACUAAAGUUGAGUAUGUUCUGUAGAGUUAGCACAUUAAAAAUGAGACUUGG